ACCGUAGUCUCAGAUGUGAAAAAAUUAGAAAAACAAUCAGAACCUAGUAGGCCUAUGCUGUACUGCUUGCAGCAUCUGUCAUUAUACUCGCAGAACUCGGCAGAACUCGUUUCCGCCAAGUUAUAUUUUGUAAGCUUUACAAGAGGAUGAAGAUGUUACCCGCGGUGCUUCAAAUUUUUCAAGAAGCCGGCGAAAAACCUUUAGCAAUUAACACCGUUUUGAACAAAAUAAGCGCCGGUUCCAAACUGUCGGAGAAGGACGAAUCCAACUUGCAACGGGCGCUUUCGGAAGGGCUUCGAUUCGGACUGCUCACGGUGCAAAACGAUCAUGUGAAAAUGCUGGUCAAUUUGGGCACACCGGAAGAGUCCAAAAAUUUUCAGUCACAGCUGUUGCUCCUUUCGAGCAAAACACAGGGAGCCGGACUCUUCAAUGAGCCGGAACCGGCUGAUCAGCAGCCGCCGACACACUCGUUGAGACCGAGAAGGUCCACCGUACGGUACGACGAACGUUACCUGGCAAGAAAUUCAUCAACGGUGGGCUACGGUCAUUCGGAGUUGGAACCCAGUCGCAACGUGCGGCACCGUGUGACGGUACCGGGAACAACUCAGAUGGCCCGUGGCAGACGAGGACGGAAGCACAGUGGAGCCGCCCGAUCACGCAGCCGACGUCGUAGCACCACCAGGUCGUCUCGGUCCCGGUCCCGGUCCAGGUCUCGGGCCAGUCGGGGUCGACGACAGGGCAGUCGUUCUCGGUCCCGGCGUCGUUAAAUAUUGAAUAUUUUUUAGUAAUUUUUAUUGUGUUUCUAGAAUCGAAUCGGAAAAUUUAAAUAAAAUCCCGUUGUAUAAUUCCGA
Messenger RNA from Armigeres subalbatus, 851 nucleotides. RefSeq names its product serine/arginine-rich splicing factor 4-like. Lineage: Eukaryota; Metazoa; Arthropoda; Insecta; Diptera; Culicidae. The transcript is spliced from 2 exons. The coding region runs from base 147 to 767 and encodes 206 amino acids. The record is from RefSeq and is a predicted model, not a curated record.